Molecule: messenger RNA, 1020 nt
Organism: Nerophis lumbriciformis (worm pipefish)
Lineage: Eukaryota; Metazoa; Chordata; Actinopteri; Syngnathiformes; Syngnathidae
Source: RefSeq, a predicted model, not a curated record
AUGACGCUUCCGGUCGUUCGUUUUUACGGUUUGGUUAUCGUGAAGAUGAGCGGCAAAACUUUUCUUCGGUGUGAAACGUCUUCACUGCUGAAUCCCAACAACAGAUUGCAUGCACAAUUUCUGCAGCAACCCUUCAACUACAAGGUGUCUGUGCUGCUCCCUGACUGUGCUCAGUCCCAACUAGAAGCCACCCUAAGGACUUUCCAAAGCUUCUACCUGAUCCAUAACCUUCCUCUCUAUGAAUUACUGGACAAAGGCCUCCAUCAAGGAAGCGUGUGCGGCCUGUCCUACAAGACACGCAUUGAUGAAGAUAACUGCGCCUUCCUGGAGUCAAACGGACGUUUGUCUUUAUCACUGGAUAAAGACUCGUACGAGCUGUUCGGCGUUGAGGGCAAAGCCUGCAAAGCCAACUCCGGCAGAUAUGUGGUGACCGUGGACUUGACGGACGUCAGCAUGGCGCCGGGCGGGUGGGGUUACAAGCGUCUCCUCAGCGGCCUGACAUCACGCCUCCCUCUGAAGAUGGACUUCCUGUUGGCGACUCCUUCAGGUAACAGCGACCAACUACAGUCACUCCUUUUGCAAUACGAUUGGUCGCAGCACACGCCGGAUGUCGUCAGUCGGCUUCUGAGUGACCUGACGCUCCCCAGCCUGUUGACCUCUGACCUGCGCUCGCACGACCCCUUCGACUUCCUGGAGUGGCUCGGGGCCGUCCAAGCAGACAUAUGCCAAAACAACGCCAGCGACGACUUCUUGUCCACGUUGGCGUAUCUUCACCCGGUAUGUGCGUCUAUGCCGAGCUCGCUUCUCCUGUCUGCGCGCGGUCUGCUGCUUCCCGAAAACGUGGAGACGAUCGUGCAACAGCUCAGGCGCAUCUUUGAGGAGCCCCACUCGCCACCCUGGGCAGCAGUCACAGUUUACGGCUUUGCCGACAGUUUGGACCCGUGCCAGCGACACUUCUACACACUUCUGCUUUUUCCUGACCACGCCUACUCUCUUUACCUGGCCACGCCUGCCUCGUGA